Molecule: messenger RNA, 2790 nt
Organism: Rhopilema esculentum
Lineage: Eukaryota; Metazoa; Cnidaria; Scyphozoa; Rhizostomeae; Rhizostomatidae
Product: TNF receptor-associated factor 5
Biological process (GO): regulation of canonical NF-kappaB signal transduction
Cellular component (GO): plasma membrane signaling receptor complex
Molecular function (GO): protein binding; zinc ion binding
Source: RefSeq, a predicted model, not a curated record
GUACUUCCUAGAAAGUUGGAUGAAUGAAGGAGAGCGACCUCAAUGAUUGAGCGACCUGGCAAGAACUGGCUUCGAGGACGAAAAGAUGGAUAGUUUGUCGCCUUUGGCGCAAGCUUUGAUCGACAGCAUAGAUGAUAAUGAACCCAUUGGGGGCUUUGCAUAUGACUUUGUUGGUGAUGUGCAUGAAGAAUAUAAAUGCUGCAUUUGCUUAGAGGUUAUGAAAGAACCCUAUCAACUUGUGCCGUGUGGCCAUUGUUGCUGUAGGUCCUGUCUUGGACAACUGCUCAGGACUUUUGGUGUUAAAUCAUCCUGUCCAAUUGACAGACAAGCUAUAAGCAUGAUGUUUCCUGAUAACAACACUAAAAGAAAAAUUCAAAAUUUGAAAAUAUUUUGCGAGAGAAAGAAUUGGGGAUGCCAGUGGAAAGAAGAGCUGUCACAAUAUCAGCCACACAGCUCAGAUUGUCUUUACGUCGAUGUUUUGUGCUCAAAUGAGGGUUGUGGUGAAAUCCUCCCGAAAGCUUUGUUGGAAGUCCAUGAAAGCUCUUGCAGAUGGCGCAUGGUACAGUGUGAGGAUUGUAAUGCCAAAAUGCACUCAUUCGAACUCGUGGAGCAUGAUGCGGGAGUUUGUCCAUUCACUGAGGUGGAGUGUCCUGAAGGCUGUGGUGCAACAUUGGUGAGAGCUUUGGUAAGCAAACACAUGGCAGAUUUUUGCAAAAAUACGAUCAUAGAGUGUCCUUGGGCUUGCUUUGGAUGCGAAUGCAAGGAAUCGAGAGGUGAUAUUCAAGAACAUCUAAAAAAACAAAAUCACGACAAUUUGUUACUCUAUGAGAUGAAAAGUUUAAAAGAAGCCGUAGUGAAAAUCAGGGAGAAGCUCAAUAACAUUGAAUCUGGCUGUCAGAAUCGACCAAUUGAAGCAAACAAAAAUCUUUACUUCACAUGGCAUUUGACUCCUGUGAGUGGAAUUAUUCAACAUGGUGAAUUGAGAAGCCCCCCAUUUGCAACUGGUCCGCAUGGUUACUGUUUCUGUUUGGCCUUGCUGAAAAGGGCUGAAGACUCCAUUAUCUCCAUCAGAAUGAUACCUGGUUUGUAUGACCAAUUCUUGCCAUGGCCUCUAAAGCAGAAUUUCUCAAUCGUACUGUUGGAUCAGACAUCAAAUGACAAUCCAGCGCAUGUCAAGAAGAUCGUUGACUUCUCAGACUUUGGAUCAGAUAGUGAGAUACCUGGGUGCUACCAGCGACCCGAUGGUAAUCAGGAGGGUCAACUCUAUCCACUUAUGAACAUAACGAAUGACACUUUGGAAAGCGAACGAUAUUCUGCAAAUGACGGUUUGUUUAUAGUGGUGAAGAUAAAGCCAUAUAACUUUGAAGAAAAUCUUAAACUUUAAAUGUUUAGAAUUGAACAUUUUUGGAAGUUUCAAUGCAUCUUACUGCUGCGCAACAGUUGUAAAGGAACCAUUGAAUAUAGCAUGUGAUUUUUUAAUCGUGGUAUUGCAGUCUUAGUUUAAUUCAGGUAUAUCAGAUCCUGUAGCAGAUCCACUGUUACCUGAGGUGGGGGAUAGAUGGAUUGCCAUUUAGCAUGUUUAAGCGGACAUAGAAGAGAAUAUAAACGGGACAAAGACUAUCUAUAGAUGAUAUAAUCCUCAAAUUGCCCGCUCUUAAUUUAAGCCUCUCCCUCAUAUGGAUUAGCUUCACCCUGGAAAUAAAAUUUUUAGACCCCACCCUCAAAUAAGCCUCCGUCCUAACACACAAAUUUUUAAAAUGCAUGAUUUUAAUCCAUGUUAAAUCACAUAUUCAACUGAAAACGAUAAACGUAAAUAAAUGAAGCAUGUGCAUGAUGUUUUUCUUGGGAACUUUGAAAAUGAGCUUUCUGUCUGGUGGCUCCCAUUCUUGAAUCAUCCUAGAAUCAGCCCCUUAGAGGAGGCUGGAAGGUAUAUCGAGGAUUCGAAAUUUUCUUGGUCAGGUAUUCCAAAUCAGAAUCAAUUUUUCAAGACAGGCAUUUCUAAGAUUUUUAUUUAGAAUGUUCAUUCUUUGAAAUGUAAUUUCCAGAGUAUUUGUGAUAUUUUUCCUUUCUUAUAAAUCUGGAGAAGCUAUGUAUAGUGUUUUAUUCGCUCAAGAGAAUACUAUAAUGAUUUCCUAUUAUGCCACCUUACUGGCAUAUUUCGCCUGAAGGGUUAUGUUUAUUAAUUUGAACAAAAUUUUGACAUAUUUCUGUCCAUUUUUGCAAAAAAUAGAGCAGUGUUCACAAACGCUUAGCAUGAUGGGUAACAUUUCGGCUUUUUCGUAACUAAGAAUUAAACUAAAGCUGAGAAAUGUCUUAUAAUCUAAUGAAAGUAAGGACUGCAGCCCCCUCCCCCCCUCACAAUCAGGCAAAAGAUAUCGAGUUUCAGGCCCAUUCUCAGAGCAAUAAAAUCUCAAUGAGACAGCAAUGUUCAGGCAAGAGCCGUGCUGAGCCCCCCUAAACGUUAAGCUUCAUUAUGCCAAAAACAACAAUCAUACCACUUGCGUGCCAUCACCUUUGUCGAAGAAGACUUUAAAUGUCGAAGGCUUAUUGACAAUAUUUGACAAUGGCGUUAUCUCCGGGACACUCAUUUAGUUGUUGAUUUUUGACGAUUCUUCUAUUUAGCUUAAAGGAAACUUUCUAUUGAUUUUCGCUCUUACUUGAUUUUAGCUGAUUGGUGUCGUUAUUGAUUAAUAAUGUCCUUAUAUGCCUAUAUGUAUCAAUAUGCUGUAGAAGUUUUUAUAGUUAGGCUUUUGGUAGAAGCAUGUGGCAGUUUGGUUAGAGUCGACACGA